AUGAUAAAUUUACUUUGUCGUUUGUAACAAAGGUAUCAUAAUAUUAUGAUGAAUAGGAAAUUUAUAUAAAAUUUAAGGAAUGAAGACGAGGCACUCUUAGAUUAUAACAAAGCACUAGUUGCUAAUAAGUCUAAUUCUUAUUACAAUAGAAGUAAUAAAUAUAUUACUUUUAAUAGGAAAUCUUUUUGAAAAUUUGUUAAUGAACAAUAGACACUCCUAGAAUAUAAAAAGCCUAUGA
Molecule: messenger RNA, 238 nt
Organism: Paramecium sonneborni
Lineage: Eukaryota; Ciliophora; Oligohymenophorea; Peniculida; Parameciidae
Source: the annotation of a GenBank genome assembly